Molecule: messenger RNA, 8101 nt
Organism: Misgurnus anguillicaudatus (oriental weatherfish)
Lineage: Eukaryota; Metazoa; Chordata; Actinopteri; Cypriniformes; Cobitidae
Gene: sack1ha
Product: family with sequence similarity 83 member Ha
Biological process (GO): protein localization to cytoskeleton; positive regulation of cell migration; intermediate filament cytoskeleton organization
Cellular component (GO): keratin filament
Molecular function (GO): protein kinase binding; keratin filament binding
Source: RefSeq, a predicted model, not a curated record
ACUGUCGUGCAUUCUGCUCGGAAGUUCGCAAAAAUGUAAAGUUGUUUUAUAAGCAAGACUACAUUAUACAAAAACAGGUUUUGUCUGAGCUUUUGUGGCGUGUGUGUGCGUGUGCGUGCGUGAGUGCGCGCGCGCGUGUGUUGGCCGUCAUGCCUCAGCCACAGCCAGAGUGAAAGUCAAGCCUCUGUCGUUAUGACGGGCAAAUAUCGAUGAAAGGAUUAUUAUACAGGAAAUCCAAAGGAUAGCUGCACUUUAGAGUUGUGUAAAUAUGCCUCAUCGGUCACAGUGUUCCUCUGCUGGGGACAACCCCCUGGACCCCAACUACCUGCCCCCUCAUUACCGCGAGGAGUACCGGAUAGCUAUUGAUGCACUGGUUGAUGCCGACCUUGAAGGCUACUAUGGAUUUUUACAGGAAGCAAAUAUGGUCGGUUUCUUAUCGCAAACAGAGAUCGAGUAUAUCAAAUGCACGGUGCGGACGCCGCAUCCGACGGUUCAGCCAGACAGGAGAUACAUGGUCGAAGAUGCAGACGGCUCUUCUGACACUUACUGGCCGGUUCAUUCGGACCAUGACGCUCCAAGCCUGGACUUGGGCUGGCCACAGCAUUCUAGAUUCGCUGGACCCACAGAGGUCACUACGCUGGUCAACCCAUCUGAUCCGGAGAUGCCCAGUAUUAAGGAGCAAGUGCGCAGAAUGAUUAAGAGUGCACAAGAAGUUGUUGCUGUGGUGAUGGACAUGUUUACAGAUGUUGAUAUCUUCUUCGAUAUUCUUACUGCAGCGAUGCGUGGUGUGGCUGUUUACAUUCUUCUUGAUGAACUGAAUGCACACCAUUUUGUUUCAAUGGUGAACAACUGUAGGGUGAAUCUGGAUGAAAUAAAAUGCAUGAGAGUAAGAACUGUGUGUGGCAGUACUUAUUUCUGCCACACAGGCAAGUCUUUCAAAGGUCAGAUGAUGGAUCGCUUCAUACUGGUUGAUUGCAGGGCAGUUUUAACUGGAAACUAUAGCUUCAUGUGGUCUUUUGAGAAGAUACAUCGCUGCCUAGCGCAUCUGUUUCUCGGACAGCUUGUGACCACCUUUGAUGAAGAGUUUCGAAUUCUGUUUGCCCACUCGGAGCCGCUGGUCGUCGAAGACAUUUUGGCAAAUAUGUCACAGUACAGCAAUGUAAAUGAAAGCCAUCUAAACAUGGAUAACGCCCACAUGUUGAAGAGAGAAUAUCCACCUGUUCAUCCUGAAUGGGUUGAUCAUUCUGCAGAAAAACAAAUGAAUGUAGGACACCAAAUAUUUCCCUUUAGAAACCCUGAACCAUACGGAGCAGAGAAAAAUCCCUCCACUCAGAGACACAUGAACAUGCAUGCAGUUCAACAAUUUCGAGGAGACCAACCAUUUAUAGAGCAUGGAAGACCAAUGAGAGGACCAUUUGAAAUGGCUGGAUUCAAAAGGCAUGGCUAUCCAGAUGUACCAGAAUAUGAAUACAUGCCCCCUCAAAACCAGCCAACAAUCCGGGGCAAACAGUUAAUGGAGGGAGUUGUUCCCAAGGGCAGCCACUUUGCAAGGGAACCAGGUCUUUACCAGGGAUCUGGAUUUCAGCCUGAUUAUGACAUGUAUGGCAGAUUCAGAGACCAAGGCUACCCCAUGGAUCAGUUUUCAGAGGCUGGUUAUCCUCAUGAGGUAGACGUGGCUGAACUACCGGGUGCUUAUGACCAUGUCCAAAGAUUCUUGCGGUCUCAAUCUCCUAUGGAGGAAGGACCUGGUGCCGGAAAUUUAGUUCCACCUGCGCAGUCUAAUGUCAGAAGACAUAGCAUGGGUCAGUCUUAUGCUUGUCAGACGUCCCCCACAGCACCAAACCAACCAGACCAGAAACGUCUCUUCAAUGCAAAUCGCAAAUCACAGGAUGUGAGCCAGAAGCAGGGGCUGCGAGAUUGGAGGAUUAGCUCAUACCUUAGUGCAUUUGAUGAUGGAGAAGAUCCUGAUCUUUCUGAACUUGAAGGAUCCGACCUUUGUGAUAACGUUCCAUGUUUUGUUCAGGAAGGGCCUGGUGGCCCCGUUGGUGCCAAAAGCAGACCUGGAAACACUGAGUUUAACACAAUGCCUUCAUCUAGGAACAAUCCACCUUUUAUUCAGAUUCAAAACAGCUCCCCUCCGCCUUACAGUUUAGCUGACCAUCCACCAGGCUUACCUGAGAAUUUUAAAAUAACACCAACAACAACAUCAGAGUCAUCUUGUACCACUGAGGGGGACAAAGUGGAGGAGACACAUUAUAAAAAGCCAAAAGAGACCAACCGGUUUGGUGAGGAGUUUCUCAGGAGCAAACCUGUUCACAAUGUCCAGAGGAGUUCCAGACUAAGACACUCAUUGAUAUUCAGUUCAAAUUUGGAGUUGAACACUUCAGAUGAUUCAAAAGAUAUCUUAGGAGAAAAAGAUGGAGAUGAGGCUUCAAAACUUUCAGCUCGUGUGUCACAUAUCUUGGAUAAAAGGAGGGGUAGUGCAAGGGAGCCAUUUCAGUGGAGGAGUUUUAUAAAGCCAACCACAGUUGAUGACCAAGCCAUGGAGUCUGCACACUCUGAGACUUCACUGAAUAAAAUUGGGGUCAGUAAUGUUGACAAAGGCCUUUUGCAAGAGGAAAAACCACCAGAAACUGUGCAAUCAGCAGUUUUAGAAGUACAAAGUGAAAAAGAUGAGUCGCAAAUAAGGCCAAAGUCAUCCUCAUUCGUAGAUAUGAAUGACCCAGACUCCAGAUUGAGAUAUUUCAAAGAGUUAGCAGCUAAACGCAAAGCUGAAUUUGCAGCAGUCACAACUUCUCAAAGCAAACCAAAGAUGUUAGAUGUACCUGACAAACCCUCAAUGAGUGAUGAAGUAGACAAGGCAAAAGACAAGGCCGUUGUCACGAUACCAGUGAUUCCAAAAACUAAAUGUGAGGAAUCUGGUGCAGACAUUCCAGAAACUGUUAAAUCGGCCAUUCAGGAUGAGAAAAGCAGAAGAAAUGAGUCAAACGAAUUGCAAAGAUCAUUUUCAUUCUUAGAUAUGAAUGACCCAGACUCUAGAUUCAGAUAUUUUAAAGAGUUAGCAGCUAAACGCAAAGCUGAACUUGCAGCAGACAAAACUUCUCAAAGCAAGCCAGAAAAAGCCCCAAAGAUGUCUGAUGCACCUGAGAAGCCCUCAAUGAGUGAUGCAGAAAAAAGGGCAGCUCUCACGACACAAGAGAUUCAAGACACCAAAUGUGAGGAAUCUGGUGCAGACAUUCCAGAUAGAGUUCAAUCGGCCAUUCGGGAUGAAAGAAGCAAAAGAAAUAAGUCAAAUGAAUGGCAAAGAUCAUUUUCAUUCUUAGAUAUGAAUGACCCAGACUGUAGAUUUAGAUAUUUCAAAGAAUUAGCAGCUAAACGCAAAGCCGAACUUGCAACAGUCACAACGUCUCAAAGCAAGCCAGAGAAAGCCCCAAAGACAUCUGAUGCACCUGAAAAGCCCUCAAUGAGUGAUGUAGAAAAAAAGGCAGCUCUCACGACACAAGAGAUUCAAGACACCAAAUGUGAGGAAUCUAGUCCAGACAUUCUGCAUAGAGCCACAGAUGCUGAAAAAAUUAGAUUAAAGAAAAAACUUGCAGAAGAGUCUGCCUUAUCUAUAAAUUCUUUUCAAAAAGAACCAGUUAUGGAGACAAACACAGAAUCUAAAAAUCAGUCAUCCUCUGUCUGUACACAACAGCCGAUAUGUGUUUUGUCUGGAAAGUCUUUGCAUCCUGUUACAAAAAAUGUUGAGUCCCUCUCUGUACCUGCUCCAUUUAAAGCCAGUUCCUCACAAAAACAAGUAGGUUCUGUUGAAUUAAGAACUGCUUCAACAGAAUCUAUGCACACCCAAAAUGACAUUCCAGAAGAAUUAAGCCCCUCACAUGUUGAUUUAACAGAUAGUUGUUACCCUGUAAAACUUUCACAGACAACGUGCUUGUCACCACUAACAUCAGCAAAGGAGGCAGAGUGUUUCCAGCAGCCAACUGUAACAGAGGCAGAUUCCUUACAAGGGCCUGCGACAUCGGGGGUUCAUUCUUCCAAAAUCCCUACUGCAACAGAGAAAGCCCAAAAACAUACUGCAACAGAGGCAGAGUCUUUUCAACAGCCAACUUCAAGGGGGGCACACUCUUAUCAACAGCCCACUGAACAAGAAAGUGCAUCUUUACAAUGUUUUGCUGCAAUUGAUAAAGACCACUCUGAAAAGUCUUUUGUAAUGAAAGCAGAGUCAUUCCAACAACUCCCUGCAACAGAACCUGCUAAACCUGCUGAAUUGCACACGACUACUGUAACAGAGACAGACCUUUUACAACAACCCAAUACAACACUAAAUGAAUCAUUGCAACACCCCUCUGCAACAAAGACUGUCUCUUUCCACCAGCCUAGCGCAGUAGAAAGUAAACAUGCUGAGCAAUCCAUUCAAACAGAGGCAGAGUCUUUCCAACCCUCCAUUAUAGCAAAGACAGACUCUACACAACAGCCCAAUGCAUUAGGGGUACAAUCUUCCAAAAUCCAACCUGCAGAAAAGGAACAUUCCCAAAAACCUAUGGCAACAGAGACAGAAUCUGUUCUACUGUCCACAUUAGCAGAAACAGACUCUUUACAACAGCCCACUGCUGCAGUAAAUGAAUCUUUGCAACACCCCGCUGUAACAGAAGCAGACUCUUCCCAACAGCCCAUUGCAUUGGGGGUGCAAUCUUCUAAAAUCCCCAGUGCAACAGAAAAUGAACAUGUCCAUAAACUUUCUGCAACAGAAAAUAAAGAUCCCCAAAAACCCACUGCAAUGGAGGUAGAUUCUUCCCAACACCCUUUUGCAAAAGAUCCCAAACAACUUACUGUAACAGGAAAUGAAGAUACGCAAAAACAUGCUGCAGCUCAGCCACAAUCUGUCCAAAACCCACCUGCAUCAGAAAAUAAAGAUGCACAAAAACCUGCUGCAGCUGAGGCACAAUCUGUCCAAAACCCACCUCCACCAGAAAAUGAAGAUGCCAAAAAACCUGCUGCAGCUGAGGUGCAAUCUGUCCAAAACCCACCUGCAACAGAAAAUAAAGAUGCCCAAAAACCUGCUGCAGCUGAGGCGCAAUCUGUCCAAAUCCCACCUGUAUCAGAAAAUAAAGAUCCCCAAAAACCUGCUGCAGCUGAGACACAAUCUGUCCAAAACCUAUCGGCACCAGAAAAUAAAGAUGCCCAAAAACCUUCUGCAGCUGAAUCACAAUCUGUCCAAAACCUACCUGCAUCAGAAAAUAAAGAUGCCCAAAAACCUGCUGCAGCUGAGACACAAUCUGUCCAAAACCCACCUGCAACAGAAAAUGAGGAUGCCCCAAAACCCACUGCAAUGGUGGCAGACUCUUCUCAACACCUCCCUACAACAAACAAUGAACAAAAACUUCCUGCAACUGAGGCAAAAGAGUCAAACUCUUCAACUGAAAGUGAACUUGUUAAAAAAUCAGCCACAGAGCAGGUGACUGAUUUCCAGCAACCAAUAGUGAAUCCUGCAGACUCUUCCGAAACAUCCAAUUCAACAGUAGAUGCUUCAAAUGUUUCCCAAAAGGCCACUGCUGAAGAAAGUCAAUCUUCUGAACCCUCCACUGCAAAAAGGGAAGACUUCCAAGAAUCUAAUGCAGGAAGAGGGGACUCUUCCCAACAGCCCACAACAACAAGUAAUGUACCUUCCCAACACCCCACUGACUCUUUAAAACAGCCAGCCAAAUCAAGAGAAGACUCUUCCCAAAGUCCUGCUGAAACAGGCACAGAUUCUGUAAUGGUAACAGAAAAGGAAUCUUCCCAAAACCCCACCCCAGUGGUGUUAGACACUUCCAAACAUCCUAUUGCAACAGAGACACCAGCCUCUGUGUGUGUAUCUGCAUCUCCAAUCAAAGUCACGUUAUCUCCUCAGACUAUCUCCUUUACUGACACCACUCCAGCAGAUAGUCACAUAUUGUUCAAGAAAGACAUAGUGGGUAUGUCUACAACAGAGACUAAUUUGGAUCACAAUUUAUUGAUACCAGCAGUGAGCACUUUGCAAAAUAGUGAAGUCAGCACCCCUCAACAGAGUCCAACAGAUGGUGAAUCAUCUCCUAAGGUUGUCCUGCCCAUUACAACUUCAACAGAACCAAGCCCAUCAGAAGGAAGUAGCUCAUCUAAAACUGAGCAAAAGGAUGAUAACUCUGGCCAGGACAUUACCAAACAAGGAUCCAUCCCAGCUACUGACAUUACUCCAGGAGAUAACAUGCUAUCUCAAAAUAUCACCACAGACUCAGGUUCAUCACCUGAGCAUUCCCAAACGGACACUUUCUCUGAUGUAGCCAAACCUUGUGCACACACUGAUGAUAGCAAAAUGGAACUACAUUCCUCCCUGGAGCAAACACCGGACAAACCAUCAGAGCCAUGCCUGAACUCAACAGGGCUUGACGCAAGUUGUUUAAAUGAUCCAAAACCUAAGGAGGAACACCAAACACAAAAUAACUCUUCAGCUAGACCUGAGGGUCUUGAGUUAGCUGAGGUUUCCACAGCACUGGACCCUGUCCAAAUUGAUGAAACCAAACUAGCAGCGGUGUCUGAACAAUCAGAAAGCAGUUUGACGCCAAACAGUGUAGAAAAUGCAAUAAGUCAGACCAGUGUUACAGAAAAUCUCAAACUUUCCACACAUCAGUCAUCUACUGCUGGUGUUCUCUCGUGUAGCAACCUUAGAGAUGAUACUAAAGUUCUUUUAGAGCAAAUUUCAGCAAAGAACCAAAGCAGAUCAUCCCAGUCCAAACAGACUCCAGCCAAUGAAGAGAAAAAGGAAGGGGUUAGGUCUGUAGAGCAACAGCUUUCAACUUUUCCAGUAGGGACCUGGUCAUCCAAAGCUUCGCCAGAAGAGCGGGAAAUGUUACUAAAAAAGAUGGAACAAAUGCGAAAAGAAAGAAAAGUCUACAGCCGUUUUGAGGCCUCAUGUUAACGUGGGAUUAAACCUUAUGGACGAGUGGCUCGAACAAGAAGAGGGAAGCAAUUUUGCCUUGUUUUCCCUCGGUCUUACCUCAUAACUGUGAACCUGCACAAACUUGUGUUUUUUGAUGUGUUACUAUAACAAAUGUUGCUCCCUAACUGCAAGACUUGACUUGAUGUCUGUCAAGAUUGUAGAUCUUGCGUCAUGCCUGAACUCCUGAACAGAUCAUUGAUCUAAAUUAAUGACAGAAGACCAAAAAACUAACCCUACCUGCUGGAUAAGAUUCAGAUAGGGUUUCCUAUGUAUAUAUAGUUGUAAAAUCAAUUUCUAAACCGUUUGUAAUUAUCUGGAUUUUAUGCAUAUUCUAUCUAUAUUCUGAUAUGGAUAUUAUCAUGAUCUGACAAAGAUACAUUUGUUUGACAAACAAGAACAGGGAAGUAAUUAUUAAGCAGAACAAGACACGGCUGUAACCACAAUAGACAUUGAGAGAGGACAUGCCGCCCCCCCCAAAUAAUCAGAAACUUUGAUCUUAUUGUUCUUAAUAUCUGAAUGUUUUAGUUCAUGUUCAAGAUGUGUUUAACAAGAAGUACUACUAAAUGUGAACUAUAAGUGAUAUGUCACUAUAAAAUAUUGGGUGGGAUUUUUGUUGAAUAAAUCUAUUUAUGUCUUAAAAUAAAACUUUAAGAGCCUUUUGUAUACAAAUCCAGAUAAUUCUCGAGACUUCACAAACGAUCUAAUCAUAAAACAAUAUUUUGUAUUUCCAAUUUACUGUGUAAAUACAUAGUAUGUUUUUUCUUUAUCACUGAUUUGACAAAAAUAUAAUGUUAAACAUUAUGGUGAAAUGUGCUUAUAUGUUUAAUAAACAUUAGCUGAUGUAUAAAUUGUGAUGUAAGAUUUAGUAUAGACGAAUGCAACACUAGUCUAGUUUAUCUGUAUCAGAAAUGGUCUUACUGCCAACUUUACUCAACAGAUUAAAAAUGUGCAAUAUUGUAAGUUUAAGAUGAGAUUUUUGAGUUUUUUUUAAUUGCAAAAUGUGCAUGUUAUAGGCAUUGUUUAUGUGGGACAGCAUCUGUUUCUGACGAAUGUCCUUAACCAGAUUUGAAGAAGAUCAAUACUGUCUCAAAAAUCUGUUAAGGUUUUUUACACUGACAUGAAAAUAAAAAGUUUAUUAAAAAAAAA